AUGGUCAGGGUUCAAGACAUAGCGUCGGAAUCCAAAGACACGAUCCCCGACGAGUUCGUGCGGCUCGAGAGCGAGCAGCCGGCGGCCACCACCGUCCGCGGCGUCACCCUCGAGGUCCCGGUGAUCGACGUCAGCGACCCGGACGUGGACAAGGUGAGGAAGCUGAUCGUGGCGGCCAGCAAGGAAUGGGGGAUGUACCAAAUCGUGAACCACGGGAUCCCGCCGCCGCUCAUCGCCGAGCUCCAGAGCGUCGGGAGGCAGUUCUUCGAGCUGCCGCAGGAGGAGAAGGAGGCUUACGCCAAGCCGGCGGGGGCGAAGUCCGUCGAGGGUUAUGGGACUUUCCUGCAGAAGGAGGUGGCCGGGAAGAAAGGAUGGGUUGAUCAUUUGUUUCACAAGGUUUGGCCACCUUCUGCUAUCAACUACAGGUUUUGGCCACGAAACCCGCCUUCUUACAGGGCGGUGAACGAGGAGUACACGAAGCAGCUACAUGGCGUGGUGAACAAGCUGUACGACAGCCUGUCGCUAGGGUUAGGGCUCAACGCCGGAGAAUUGAGGGAAGCUCUCGGCGGAGACGAACUCGUCUAUCUGAUGAAGAUAAACUACUACCCACCGUGCCCGCGCCCCGAUCUGGCGCUUGGAGUCGUGGCUCACACCGACAUGUCGUCGCUCACCAUUCUCGUCCCCAACGACGUUCAGGGGCUUCAGGCCUGUAGAGAUGGGCAGUGGUACGACGUCAAGUACAUCCCCAACGCACUCGUCAUCCACAUUGGCGACCAAAUGGAGAUCGUGAGCAAUGGGAUCUACAAGAGUGUGCUUCACAGAACCACGGUGAAUAAGGAUAAGACGAGGAUGUCAUGGCCGGUGUUUUUGGAACCGCCGGCAGACCACGUAGUGGGUCCUCAUCCAAAGCUCGUCGGCGACAAGAACCCGGCCAAGUACAAGACCAAGAAGUUUGGAGACUACUGUUAUUGCAAGCUCAACAAAAUUCCCCAGUAG
This is a messenger RNA of Linum trigynum, 996 nucleotides long. The record is from the annotation of a GenBank genome assembly. NCBI's taxonomy places the organism in Eukaryota, Viridiplantae, Streptophyta, Magnoliopsida, Malpighiales, Linaceae.